Molecule: messenger RNA, 2066 nt
Organism: Rhizophagus irregularis DAOM 181602=DAOM 197198
Lineage: Eukaryota; Fungi; Glomeromycota; Glomeromycetes; Glomerales; Glomeraceae
Biological process (GO): regulation of RNA splicing; protein phosphorylation
Cellular component (GO): nucleus
Molecular function (GO): protein serine/threonine kinase activity; ATP binding
Source: RefSeq, a predicted model, not a curated record
AAAGUUAUAACUGCAGUUCUGUUAAUUCUAAUAUUCCUUAAAUGGUUUUGAUAUAUUGUUUUCAUAAAAAAAUUUCGGUGGCUGAAUCUACAAUUCUACAUGCGCACCUGAUGUUGUCGUCAUUAAUUAUGCUAUAAAUAUAAAGUAUCAUUAAACUCUAUUCAAAAGUAUUUUCAAGACCAAAGCAGCUUAAAUCGUUCGAAAUAUCGUUUCGGAUAAAUAAUUUCUUAAUAUAUAUCGAAAAUUUAGUUUAGUUUACUAUAACACACUUGCUUUUUUUUCUUCACAUGCUUUUUGUAGUAUGUCAACAAUAAUCAUGUCAGCAACAAACACUAGACCUACAAGAACGUCCCGCCGAAAACGGCCACCAAACCCAAAUUGGCGUGAAGAUUUUUAUCGCAAUGGAAGACCGGAUGAACAGGAAGUAAUAGUUAUUUCGGAUUCUCCUACACCACCUCCUGUGCACAUCCGAAAACCACCUUCGCAAAUUGAGACGAGGGGUAUGAAACGUGGAAGGCGUUCUCCACCACAGUUAUCUGACACUCAACAGCUACAGUCUUCACAGGUGUCACUUCAAUCAAUUUCAGCUGUUCCAACGCAUAAAAGGCGACGGAAGCCUGGAAUUCAGACAGCUCAAAUUCACCAACAAUAUAAUGAUACGUCCUAUCGUUCUUACAUUUCAACGAGUUCACAUACUUCUGCACAUUAUCGAGAGCCAAUUUCGGCGAGAGAGUCUUAUUCAUCCGCAUCUUCAUCACGUCAAGCAAUAAUACCCAGUCAUGAUGAUAAAGAUGGGCAUUACAUUGUAAAGAUUGGCGAUGAUUUGACUUCAAGAUACAGAAUUACUCGCCAGCUGGGUCAGGGUACUUUCGGAAAAGUUGUACAAUGUUUCGAUCGUGUUUCAAAUCGACACGUUGCGAUUAAAAUUAUUCGUGCGGUACAAAAGUAUCGUGAUGCAAGUAAAAUCGAGAUAAGAGUUUUAAACACUUUAAGAGAUCAAGACCCUUCAAAUCUUUACAAAUGCAUCCAUCUUCGAGAUUGGUUCGAUUUCCGCAACCAUAUUUGUAUGGUUUUCGAUUUAUAUGGUUGUUCAUUAUUUGACUUCUUAAAGCAAAAUGAUUUUGCGCCUUUUCCGAUGAAUCAAAUUCAACAUAUAGCGAAGCAAUUGUUAAAUUCUGUGGCUUUUUUACACUCAUUGCGUUUAGUACAUACGGAUUUGAAACCGGAGAAUAUUCUAUUAGUAAAUGAUCAAUGUAAAACUAUACCUUCGAAGCGUUCAAAACGUAUGUUAUUGGACACAGAUGUAAGAUUAAUCGACUUUGGUAGUGCAACAUUUGACGAUGAAUAUCAUUCAUCUGUCGUUUCGACUCGACAUUACCGAGCACCAGAAGUUAUAUUAGGAUUAGGGUGGUCAUAUUCUUGUGAUCUCUGGUCUGUUGGUUGUAUUCUUGUUGAGCUGUUCACGGGAGAAGCCCUGUUUCAAACUCACGAAAAUUUAGAACAUUUGGCAAUGAUGGAACAUGUUCUUGGUAAAAUUCCAGAUAGGCUUGUUCGACAAAUGAGCCGACAUCAUCAGUCAAAGUAUUUUAGGGGAAGUAGAUUACUUAAUUUUCCUAACGACGAUACAACAAAACAGAGCCGCAAAUAUGUCAAGUCGUUACGUAGUUUGAAUGAAAUUAUCGAGCCUGAAAAAUCAACUUUUAAAAACCAAUUUUAUGAUCUUUUGCGGCAAUUGUUGUUAUAUGAUCCAACUGAAAGAAUUUCAGCGCGUACUGCGCUUAGACACCCUUUUUUUUACAUGUUCUUUGAUGAGGAGGGUAGACAUAUUCGCUAAGGGGAUAUCUAUAAAUUAAAUAUAUUGGCAAGAAAUAAUUUUCUUUCCUAUUCUGUAUAUAUAGAUUUGCUGGGAUUUAAUUGUGAACAUUUUUUAUUUUAUUUGCUUGUAGCCAAAUCAUAACUCGAUUUGAUUCAAAUCGUUUUGUUUAUUUGUAUUCAUUUGAUUUUUUUAAUACAUGUGUUUUUUAUGCAUGUAUUUUUUUUUUUAUUUGAGAUUAUAUAUUUUUCUU